CCACAUACGACACUUUUAGCAACCGAUUUCCAACCCUCAUUCGAACCACAUCCGAAACCCAAAAUUCUCAGCGCACGUUUCGGUCAGCGUUUUUGUUUCUAUAAACCCGAGUUUACCCGUAUCGCAAUCCCGAUUGAGAGGAGACCAUGUCAAAGGCGCAGCAUCUAAUGGCCAGGGACCAAUUGGCGGCCAUUGCCCAGGAGGAGGCGCGUCGCAAACGCGCCGAGAUGCGUCGUAGUUAUGGCAACAAGUUCUCAAGCAUAAAUCUGAUCAAGAUGCGGCAGAAGCAGGGUACCAGUGGCGAUACGGUCGGCGCCAAAGCUGCGAUAACGAAACCUCCCCCUUUGGAAACGAAAACCGUCUCGUCGCCGCCACCGCCGUCGCUGCCCAAGGAUAAGGAUAAGUCAUUGCGUCGAAUUGCCUCGAGUUUUGCCCACGUUCGGGACUUGGUCAAUGGCAGUUGUGCCGCCUUGCCGCUGGAGGAUAGCGAUGAAGAUGCUCGUGAGGAGCGUGCCGAGGUGCUUAUCAACAGUCAGACAAUGCCAUUGCCACCAUUAUGUGACUCUUUGAUGUCCGUUGACCCCCCCGAGGAACCCGUUGUGCCUGUGGAGCCACCAAGCGAAACCGUUUCCCAGCUGGGUACCGUUCAGCUGGCCAAACUAAUGCCCGAUCCCUUGCACAUUGAAUCCCGGGCCAUCGAACGUUGGCGACAGGUGGGCAGUACGGUCUCGGCACUUUUCCGUGCUCGACGCUACGUCGACGGUUCGGAGACCCCGGUGGCGCAGAUCCGACGAUUGCGAGAGCAGCGCGAACUCCUCGAGGCCUUCACCAGACCCUUCCUCUACGAGUCCUACAAAAAGUAGUUAAAGAACCCACUGACCCACUUCUGAGCCAUCCCAAAUCCAUUGAAAUUCAAACAAAUCAGCUCAUAUGUUGUCAAUUA
Drosophila subpulchrella is the source of this 943-nucleotide messenger RNA. RefSeq lists its product as uncharacterized. Bases 147 to 863 code for a protein of 238 amino acids. The record is from RefSeq and is a predicted model, not a curated record. The transcript has a single exon. Lineage: Eukaryota; Metazoa; Arthropoda; Insecta; Diptera; Drosophilidae.